CGAUUUCAUUAUUAAUAAUGGUAUAAGUCAAGUUCAUAGUCUUGUUAGUCUGUGCAUUGACAGUGACCUAAGGUACCUCUUAAAUUUAUGUCAAGCUUUUGAAGCUGAAGGCACACUCUUGUCAAUGUCAUUAAAUGAGAUUAGCAACCUCAAUCUAGGGGAUGUUAAUUGUUAGAACACGUCUUAGCAAUAGUUUGUGUAAUUGGAACAAAAUCUCGAGUCAUGGGCCGACAUCAUUGAUCACAAGGAUGAUAUCUAAAAAGAUAUUAACACUUUAAAACAAUUGGAAGUGAUCUUACUUUAAGUUAAGAAAUAAACAUAAAAGAAGAGUAAAUAAGUAUAUUUUAUGUCUAGAGAUUGCUCCAUAAUAGUUGAAAUAAAUAAAUUAAGUUGUGACAAAGAAAAUAAAGUCAUUAGUUCUUCCAUAAACAGCAAGCAAAAUUGGAUAAGCACACUGCGAUGAAAUUGAAAGAUAAUUAGAGAGAUUAAGCAGUGAUAAUGAAUCAGAAAGAAGUGAAUGUUGUGAUGCUCUUCUUAAAUUGGCUACCUUCCUUAUAAGAUAAUUAUCUAGCAUUAAUUAAUAAUGCCAUUAAAAUCCAGUUACAGUCAUUAAAAUCAAAGGAUAAAUCAAAGAAUUACAUAUUAUAUAAGGAGGAUGUGGAGGAGGACAAACUAUUGAUAUUCCUAUGGGAGGAUCUGAUGAAAAAUGUGAAAAACCAGAAACACCAGUUGAUCCAGCAAAACCAGUUGAUCCAACAAAACCAUCUGAUCCUGAAACUCCAACUGAUGAUCCAGUACCAGAUCCUGGAUAAGAUGAAGGAGAAGUUGAAGAAACAGCUGAAGAAGUUGAAACUGAAGAAGGUGGUGAAACAACACCACCAGGACCAGGUGAAGAAGAGGGUGGUGAAACAACUCCUCCAGGACCAGGUGAAGAAGAAGGUGGUGAAACAACUCCUCCAGGACCAGAAGAAGAAGGCGGUGAAACAACACCUCCAGUACCAGGUGAAGAGGAAGGUGAAACUACACCACCAGUACCAGGUGAAGAAGAAGGUGAAACUACACCACCAGGACCAGAAGAAGAGGGUUAAACACCAGAACCAGAAGAAGGUGAAACUACACCACCUGCUGAGGAAGGAGAAGAACCUGCUGCUGAAGAAGAAGGAGAAACUACAACACCUUCUGCUGAAGAAGAACUUCAUGAACCAGCCGCUGAAGAAGAAGAAGAAUCACUUGGAGGAGGUGAAAGAAAUAAUACUUCAGGACCAGGAGAACUUCCAGAAGAUGAAGGAGAAGAAGAAGGAUCAUCACCAGAAGAAGAAUUUAGUCCUGAAGACGGACCAUAACCAGAGGAGGAAGGAGUUACUGAAGAAGGUACACCAGCAGGAGAAGAAGGCACACCAGCUGGAGAAGAAGGAACACCAGCAGGUGAAGAAGGAACACCAGCAGGUGAAGAAGGAACACCAGGAGAAGAAGGUGUUCCAGCUGGAGAGGAAACUACUCCAGGUGAAGAAGCUGCAGGAGAAGAAGAAGAAGGAUGGGUACCAGGUGAUAUUCCUAAGAAUAAAAAUGGAACUUCUACUAUUCCUGGUAUACCUGAAGAUGGUGAAGAAGGUGGUGAAGAAGGAGGAGAAGAAGGUACUUCUGAACCUGAACCUUAACCUCAAGGAGAGGAAGCUGGAGAGGAAGGAGAAGUAGCUGGAGAAACAGGAGAAGAAGCUGGAGAGUAAGGAGAAGAAGGUACUCCAGAGGUUCCUGAAGGUGAAGAAGCAGAAGUUCCUGAAGGUGAAGAAGCUGCAGGAGAAGAAGAAGAAGGAUGGGUACCAGGUGAUAUUCCUAAGAGCAAAAAUGGAACUUCUACUGUUCCAGGAAUACCUGAAGAUGGUGAAGAAGGUGGUGAAGAAGGAGGAGAAGAUGAUGUAGGAGAAGAAGGUGGAGAAGAAACUCCAGGAGAAGAUACUGAAGAAACUCCAGACUAACCAGAAGAAUAAGAAGAAAAGUAUUUACUAUUUUAAAAUCUAUAGAUGUUAAGAAACUGUUGAAAUUACUGCAACCAAUGCUGCAGAUAUUAUGUGUGCUUUAGGAUAAUAUUUGAGUCAAUUGGCUCAUGGAGGAUCACCUUCUGAUAGUCCUAACGCUAAGAAAGUAUGCUUCUGCUUGAAAUAUGAACCAGGUAUCGAUUAUAUUAUAAUUAUAGACAACGCUGAUCCUUCAUUGCUUCAAUUAACUUAAAAGGUGAGCAAAAAAUAAAGAAAAGAAUAAGAUGGUAUGUUGAAAGCAUUAAUUCCUAACAGGAGAAUCUGAAUAUGAACAAACUUUUUUUAUUUAUUGAUCUAAAUAAAAAAAGUAAACUUGUCGAUCU
Molecule: messenger RNA, 2359 nt
Organism: Paramecium sonneborni
Lineage: Eukaryota; Ciliophora; Oligohymenophorea; Peniculida; Parameciidae
Source: the annotation of a GenBank genome assembly